Cucurbita maxima (winter squash) is the source of this 677-nucleotide messenger RNA. Its product is annotated as calcium-binding protein KIC. Lineage: Eukaryota; Viridiplantae; Streptophyta; Magnoliopsida; Cucurbitales; Cucurbitaceae. The record is from RefSeq and is a predicted model, not a curated record. The transcript has a single exon. Gene Ontology annotation, molecular function: calcium ion binding. The coding region runs from base 159 to 533 and encodes 124 amino acids.
CCGUUUUAUGUAUUUAAAGAUUGGGGGUAUCAUAGACAGGUAAGAUUGGAUGAUUUUGAGGGAAACUUUGACAUCAACAAUUGCCAUUUCAACAAAUCCAUCACCGAAGCUCUAAAUAUAACUCCCUCUUCAUUUCUCCAUCUCUAUCACCUUCUGCAAUGGAUCAAAAUCAACAUACCUCAAGUAGAGUAGUUGAAGAGUACGAAGACUUGUUGCCACUGAUGGCCCAGAAGCUGGACGUUGAGGUGUUUGUGGCCGAGCUUUGCAGUGGUUUUCGGCUGCUGGCCGAUGCAUCGAAAGGGGUGAUAACAGCGGAGAGUUUACGGCGAAACUCGGCAUUGUUGGGAAUGGAAGGGAUGAAGAAGGAGGAAGCGGAGUCGAUGGUGAGGGAAGGAGACCUUGAUGGAGAUGGAGCUCUCAAUGAAAUGGAAUUUUGUAUUUUGAUGGUGAGGCUUAGCCCAGGAAUGAUGGAAGACGCUGAGGGUUGGCUUCAAAAGGCGCUUGAUGAAGAACUAAGUAAAGUUUCUUGUUAGUGUUUUGUGUUCAUGUGAUUGUAAUUUAUUGAAUCGAUAAUGAACUCAAAUAACAGUGUACUUGUUGUUUAAUGAUUUAAGAACAUGGGAUCUGUUUGUAGUUUAAUCUGAAUUAUAAGAAUUGCUGAUUCGAUAAUAUCUGAA